Molecule: messenger RNA, 672 nt
Organism: Ostreococcus tauri
Lineage: Eukaryota; Viridiplantae; Chlorophyta; Mamiellophyceae; Mamiellales; Bathycoccaceae
Product: Expansin/pollen allergen, DPBB domain
Exons: 1
Coding region: 1-672 (223 amino acids)
Biological process (GO): plant-type cell wall organization
Source: RefSeq, a predicted model, not a curated record
AUGAAGGCACGCACGCGCGUGACGAUCGCGCUCGUCCUCGCGCUCACCGCGUGCGUUGCGCGCGCCGGCGCGAAUGAUGCUUUCCAAAACGAGGCACCGCGCGCGCGACGCGACGUCACGGGUACCGACGUCGCCAACGCGCCCAGCGCGCCUCGCGGUCGCGCGCUCGCCGACGCAGAAGGCUGGUCCGUGGGUACCGCGACGUGGUACGGUGGUCCGGGCGAGGACGGUGCCGGUCCCGAUGGCAUGUCCAUCUAUACCGGAAGUUGUAAAUUCGGGAAGAACAUUCCGAGUCGCUACGUCUCCGCCGUGAACACGGACGGUGGGUACGAUUACGGCCUGACCGAUUGGUGCGGACAGUGCUAUGAGGUGAUGUGCGUGAAUGGACGCCAGAGGGGUCUGUCGGAGAGCCUUCUCGGACCGUGGGCUGGAUGCGCGCACGGAAGCGGCGGGAAAUCGAUAUCGGUGAUGAUAACCGAUAGUUGUCCGUGCAAUCAUCCGAACACGGAGAGUAACAAGCGGUGGUGCUGCGGUGGUGAAGCAUCAAACCGGCAUUUUGAUUUGAGUUAUGUGGCAUUCGACGCGAUCGCGAUUCGUCACAGAGGUAUCGUCGACAUUCGGUAUCGCAAGGUGUCGUGCGAUUCCCUGGGCGAAAGCAAAUAUUACUCGUGA